Camelina sativa (false flax) is the source of this 1077-nucleotide messenger RNA. RefSeq lists its product as uncharacterized. Lineage: Eukaryota; Viridiplantae; Streptophyta; Magnoliopsida; Brassicales; Brassicaceae. The record is from RefSeq and is a predicted model, not a curated record.
CUUUCUAACAAUAAUGUAAGCUUGAGAAGUUAUAUCCUAAAGAAGAAAGAAGAAUCAAAUAAAAGAGAAGGCUUUGAGAGAACGUCCGGUGUGAAAGAAUCCAGCUUUUCCCCCAGUAGUAGUAGUAGUUACCCAACUUGUGAAAUCCUCUAUUAACAAGGCUUCUCCGUUUCGAUUUCUAAAUCGUACACACCUAAGAAGGCGGAUCUUCUCCUGAAGCAAAGAGCAAGUAGAGGAAUUGUGAAAUUUGGUGUACGAUGGAGAGGAAUGAUGAAAUCGAAGAAACCCCCGCCGGCGGACCUUCUCCACGAUCCGCGAAAUUGAAGCUCGGAAACAGAGCAGACCCUUUCCUUGUGGUUUGCAGAUGCUUCAGCGUCGUCACCUCUCUCAUCGCCAUUCUCUGCGUUGUCGUUAAUGUUCUCGCUGCCGUUCGCUCCUUCCGAGACAGCCACGAUCUCUUUGAUGGAAUAUUCCGGUGUUAUGCUGUGGUGAUUGCUUGCUUUGUUGUUCUCGUUGAGACGGAAUGGGGUUUCAUUCUCAGAUUCUCAAAGGUUCUUGAAUUCUGGGCUGGGAGAGGAAUGCUUCAGAUUUUUGCUGCUGUGAUGACAAGAGCUUUCCCUGACUAUUUGGCUCAAAGGAAGGAUCUCAUGCUUCUUCAGAAUAUCGCUAGCUACUUGCUCCUUGCCUGUGGGGUUAUCUAUUUCAUUUCAGGAGUUCUAUGCAUCGGCUUUCUGAAGCGUGCUCGACAGCAGAAGGAAAUUUCAAGAGAACAAGCCGUCAAGGAUCUUGAGGAGAUAGCCAGACGCAGGGAAGAGUUGGAACAAUUGCUCCUAGAGCAUCAGAAUAGAGACGAUGACGUGUGAAUGUGAUCACAAGUACAGCUUCAUUGGAUGGAAAACAUCAGUUUCUUUUUGUAUUAAAACGUUUGUGUGAGCUCUCUGUUUUCAUCCUUCCACUUGGAUUGGAUAAUAACAGCAGAUUCUUUUGUUUUUUUUUGUUUGUUGAAAUCGAAGCUUUGAUAUUUGUCUAAUACGAGACAAGAACUACUGAAUAUGAAUUUCGACAUGUUGAUGUAAA